GUCGUUUUUGGUAGAGAAAAAUAUUUUGUGUGUGGAAUUAAUUGUUAAAAUUGUGUCAAAUAAUUAAUAAAAAGUAACAAAAACUAUGUGUACACUUGCUCCUAAAAAGGACGGAAGUCCUAAUAUAGAAUUUUUCAAUUCAGCUGAAUCCUUACAGGGCUUUGAGACAAUACGACAGUGGUUGCAAAAAAAUUGUAAAAAGUAUUUGGCCAGCAGCAAUGAACCCAUCACCAAGGAAUCUUUGGCCCAGUUGCUUAUACAAUUUCUACAGUAUUUGGAGGCAAGAUUGGGCAAGAAUUCACAAGAACAGCCAACAACGCGUAUACCGAUGCGUUGCUUUUUGGAUUUCAAGCCUGGAGGUGGUCUCUGUAUUAUAUUCUCGAUUAUGUUUCGUUUCCGUGCCGAACAACGAGGCAAAAAAUUAGAUUUUUCUGUUGGCAAAAAUCCCAAUCGUAAAGAUCCAAAUGUACAAUUACUUAUAGAUAUUGAACAGGCCUUGAUUGAAGCCGAUCACUAUCGUAUUCCGUAUAUUUACAUUCGCCCCGAGGUAGACAAACAACUGGCUACACGCUUGAAGGAAAUUUUGGCAAUACGUCGCGUAGAAAUUGUCGCCGAUGAGGAAGACGCAACGCAUAUAAUUUAUCCCGAAGUGGAUCCUCAUCCCGACGAAUAUGCCCGUCCAGUAUUUAGACGUGGCAACCAUGUCAUGAUGCAUUGGUAUUAUUUUCCCGAAUCAUAUGAUACAUGGACCGUGAAUACAUUAGAUUUGCCGGAUAAUCUUUUUGAAAAUCCGGAAUCACCAGUUGAACGUUGGCGUGUUUCGGCCACCUGGAUUAUUGAUUUGGAACAAUAUAAUGAAUGGAUGGCCGAAGAGGAUUACGAAGUUGAUGAAAUGGGUAAAAAGAAAACUCAUAAAUUACGAUUGUCCAUAGAUGAUAUUAUGUCGGGUGGUGUUGACGACAAGAAAAAAGCAGCUGGUGGUGCUACACCAGCAGGGGCUAAACAAAAACGUAGACGUUCUCCAUCGCCCAGCUCAUCCAAGCCGGGUAAACGUAAGCGUUCGCCGGCCGUUUUACAUAAGAAAUCACGUAACGAUGAGGAGGAUGAGGAUUUGACUCGUGAUAUGGAAGAUCCACCGGCUGAAACAAAUCUCCAAGAGGUUAUUAAGAGCAACACUUUGCAGUCGACUGCAAGUCCAGCACCGGGUAGUAAAUCCAGGGCCGAUAAUGAUAUGGUUCCCAUUAAAGGUGGCACCCUAACAGAUUUGGAUGAUGAAAUGACCGGUGGCAGUGGUACCCAAGCCUUGUCCGCCUGUGAUGGUGAAAAUUCUCAAACUGGCAAAACAAGUGACAAUAGCAAUACCCAAGAAUUUUCUUCUUCGGCCAAAGAAGAUAUGGAGGACAAUGUCACCGAGCAGACACAUCACAUUAUUGUACCAUCUUAUUCGGCAUGGUUCGAUUACAAUUCCAUUCAUGUUAUUGAAAAGCGUGCAAUGCCUGAGUUCUUCAAUUCUAAGAAUAAAUCAAAGACCCCCGAGAUUUAUAUGGCCUAUAGGAAUUUCAUGAUUGACACUUAUCGCCUGAAUCCAACAGAAUAUCUUACAAGUACUGCUUGUCGGCGUAAUUUGGCCGGUGAUGUUUGCGCCAUUAUGAGGGUCCAUGCAUUUCUUGAACAAUGGGGUUUAAUUAACUAUCAAAUUGAUGCUGAGUUGCGUCCCACACCCAUGGGACCACCACCAACAUCACACUUCCACAUUCUGUCGGAUACUCCUUCAGGCAUACAGUCUUUGAAUCCACAAAAGACACCACAACCAUCUGCAGCAAAAACUCUUUUAGAUUUGGAUAAGAAACCAUCAGGUGGAGCUGCCGCGGCCGCAACCGCUGCUACCGGUGCCAGCAAGGAUAUUAAGGAGGAUUCGUUGGAUAAGGCACCCACAGUUGGUAUUAAAACAGAACCCACUGAGAAUGGAGCAAGCAUUCCUCCUCCCGCAACCGGACAAUUUGGCUUGAAAUUGGAUCAAUAUGCCAAAAAGCCAGCCGCCAUGAGAAAUCGUACUGCUGCCAGUAUGUCAAGAGAAUGGACCGAUCAAGAGACUUUACUCUUGCUCGAAGGUUUGGAAUUGUAUAAGGAUGAUUGGAAUAAAGUGUGUGAACAUGUGGGUACACGUACACAAGAUGAAUGUAUUCUACAUUUCCUACGUUUGCCGAUUGAAGAUCCCUAUCUUGAGGAUGAUGGUGGAUUUUUGGGUCCCCUAGGAUGCCAGCCUAUACCAUUUAGUAAGUCUGGCAAUCCCAUAAUGUCAACAGUGGCAUUUUUGGCUUCGGUGGUAGAUCCUCGAGUGGCAGCGGCUGCAGCUAAGGCGGCCAUGGAAGAAUUCGCCGCCAUCAAGGAUGAAGUACCGGCAUCAAUUAUGGACAAUCACAUGAAGAACGUUGAAAAGGCCUCAGCUGGGGGUAAGUUUAAUCCCAGUUAUGGUUUGGCUAGCAGUGGUAUUGCUGGUACUGGUACUGAUAAAGAAGACGAAGAUCCAAAUAAUCCCACAGUUGGAGGUACACAACAGCCUACACCAGGAACGGUGGAUGAAGAAAUGAAAGACAUUUCCAAGAAAGAUGAUACUUCUGCAAUGGAUCCUAAGGAUAUAAAAACCGAAGAGAAUAGUGGAGAUGGUACCACAUCUGGUGAUGGUUCAGCCAACAAAGAUGCAAAUGAUUCUUCAAAACAAGUUUUCAAUGAAGUCAAUGUUCAGACAGCGGCAGCAGCAGCUUUGGCAUCGGCCGCUGUAAAGGCCAAACAUUUGGCGGCCUUAGAAGAACGAAAAAUAAAAUCUUUAGUAGCCCUGUUGGUUGAAACACAAAUGAAGAAGUUGGAAAUAAAAUUACGUCAUUUUGAAGAGCUGGAGACAACAAUGGAACGAGAACGUGAAGGUUUAGAGUAUCAGAGGCAGCAACUUAUUGCUGAACGACAACAAUUCCAUUUGGAGCAAUUAAAAGCAGCCGAGUUUAGAGCACGUCAACAGGCUCAUCAUCGUUUGCAGCAGGAGCAGCAAUGGCAAGGAACAGGGGCUCCAGGUUCGGCAACAGCACCACCAAAUGCAGCAGCACCAGGUGGGGCAAGUGGACCCAGUACAGCACCUCAUGCACCAGGUGCGACAACGGGAACAUCAGCAGGUGGGCCCUUAGCACCUAAUGCAUCGGGAGCGACACCAGGGGCACCAUCUUCAACAAAUGCAGCCGUGGGAGGACCCUCCAAUGCAAAUGCUGCUAUAGCAGCAGGUGCUCCUCCAAGCGCGCCAGCUGCUACACCAAUGGAUACAACUCCAGCACCCGCAGUACCGCCAACCUCUAUUCCUCCUGCCAGUGGAGCUUCAGAAGCGACAGCUGUUAGCACACCCCCCACAGGUCAACCACCUCUAGCCGCUGGAACAAACGCCUCCGGUUCAGUUGUACCUCCAAAUGUUGCUGCUCCAUCACUCACUACCACUCCAACAGCUGGACCACCAGCCACAGUCGGACCAGGUGCCCCUGGAAUACCACCUGCCUAA
Musca vetustissima is the source of this 3541-nucleotide messenger RNA. RefSeq names its product SWI/SNF complex subunit SMARCC2 (gene mor). Gene Ontology annotation, molecular function: DNA binding; histone binding. The coding region runs from base 86 to 3541 and encodes 1151 amino acids. The record is from RefSeq and is a predicted model, not a curated record. Gene Ontology annotation, cellular component: SWI/SNF complex. The transcript has 6 exons. Gene Ontology annotation, biological process: positive regulation of DNA-templated transcription. Lineage: Eukaryota; Metazoa; Arthropoda; Insecta; Diptera; Muscidae.